Molecule: messenger RNA, 1337 nt
Organism: Acyrthosiphon pisum (pea aphid)
Lineage: Eukaryota; Metazoa; Arthropoda; Insecta; Hemiptera; Aphididae
Product: zinc finger protein 830
Exons: 5
Coding region: 192-1058 (288 amino acids)
Biological process (GO): mitotic DNA replication checkpoint signaling; nuclear DNA replication; mitotic DNA damage checkpoint signaling
Cellular component (GO): spliceosomal complex; nucleus
Molecular function (GO): nucleic acid binding; zinc ion binding
Source: RefSeq, a predicted model, not a curated record
UUUGUUGGUCAAAACUUGAAUUUAAACUGUACUUAUAAAUUAUAUUAGUUUAUGUUGACUGAUAAUUUAUUAAUUGUAUUUACGUGUAUGAGUUACGUUAUGAAUGUUAAGUUUUAAAUGAAUGUCUAUUGUUUUGUUGCAUAGUCGUAUUUAAUUUAUUCGUGGGUUUUUUAAAAAUCGUAGUAGAAAACAUGGCAUCGAUGAGUGCAACGAAGAAGAAACAAGUGUCCCAGAAUGAAUUGCGUUUAUUAAUGCUCAAGCAAAAACUACAGACUCAAAGGGUGAAGAAGAAAAUUGAGUCACCACUGGCAAAAUAUAGCUUAAGCGGUCAAUUGUCAUGCGCUGUAUGUAAAUUGAACAUAAAAGAUGAUUCUUCAUGGAGUGUUCAUAUCUCUUCCAAAGUUCACAAGGAUAACAUUUCCAAACGUAAACCAGAAUCAUCAAGAAUGACUGAAAGAUUAGCGGUGACUACGGAAAGCUUAAAACGAACUCUACCUAAACAAGAAAGUUUUGUUCCACCGAAAAAAUUAAAAGGUAUUUUAAAAAAUUAUAAAGCUCCACCAGAAAAAGUCCCUAGUGAUUUCUUUGAAAGCCCAACGCCAAAUUCAUCAGAAAAUACAAAUGUUAAUCAAGAAACUGAUGAAAAAAUGGAUGUACAACCAGAGACUCUUGAUGAUUUAAAUCUCGAUGGAGGUGAACUCCCCAAAGGAUUUUUUGAUGAUCCGAUGUUGGAUGCUAAGAUUCGAAAAGAGGAAUAUGUCAGCUCAAUAGAUGAAGAAUUUUUAAAAUUUCAAAAAGAAAUUAAAGAAGAGAAUAUGUUAUCUGAACAGAUAAUGGCAGAUAAUGAAGAUGAAACUACAUAUGGGCGACAAGUAGAAGAAAUUGACGAACAAAUCAAACAUUGGUCUAAAGUUAUCGAACUAGAGAAGAAAAGAGAAAAAAUUGCUUUGGCUACAGAAAAUAUGAAUAACAUGGAAAUUAAAAAUGAACUAGAUGAAAUUGAUGAAUCUGAUGGUUCUGACAUGGACGAGUUUAUUGAUUGGCGGUCAAAAAAAUAAAAACAUUAUGCUAGGAACAUAAUGUUAAAUACAUUUUUUUUUUGUAUAAAAUUAUUUAAAGAUGUCUUGUGCUAUAAUUUUUAAACUAAUUAAUUAUAAGUUAUUUAAAAUUAUAAACGAUAGUUAUUUUUCAUCACCAUGUACAACCAAGUAUAAGAAAAACUUUUUAAUGAAGGGGAAUGCCGUGGUAUAAUAUGUAAUAUAUGUAUUUGCUUGCCGGUAUAAAAGUUAAAUACAAUGAAUACAAGACAUAAUUCUGAAUAAACUAUAUAUUUUGUA